Messenger RNA from Microstroma glucosiphilum, 780 nucleotides. RefSeq lists its product as hypothetical. The transcript has a single exon. NCBI's taxonomy places the organism in Eukaryota, Fungi, Basidiomycota, Exobasidiomycetes, Microstromatales, Microstromataceae. The record is from RefSeq and is a predicted model, not a curated record. The coding region runs from base 142 to 543 and encodes 133 amino acids.
CGGGGGAGUGGCCUUGGCGGGGCGGGCUAAGCUGAGAGUAAGCUGAGAAUAGAUGCUCACCCUCUUCACGUGGCUGUGAGACCUGGCCCCCCUCCCAGGCGCGGCACGCCCACCGGCUGGCUGCUCCCUGCCUGCACGCCGAUGCGCCUUCGGCCGAGAAAGAGGGAAAAAAGAUUUGGCUGGCACUCAGGCAUUUGCCCUCGGCGGAGAAACAAAAACACAGACUCACACCCCCGCAAAGCCCGCCCUCCCGUUUCCUGUGCUCAAAACGGCCCGAAGCCGAUACUCAGCAAUUUGCGUCAAGGGUAUGCCAGCUGGGUGAAGACAGCAUCACCACCUAUUUCACUCUUCAUCUCAUCCUUGCAUCCUCGUCGCCCAGUCUGCCUCGUCCUCGUGUAUAUCUAUCUCAUCUCAAUCCUACCUGAACACUUCCAAACGUCCACACAUCCUCAAAGUGGAUCAGAUUUGCUACUGCUGCUGCGUGUCGAGACCCACGCCUUCAACCACCUCCUCAUCCACGACGCCGUCAGCUGCGAAUUUUAGCUGACACCCGCGCCAAUCACGAGCACGCAAAGCUACAAGCUGGGGCACACCUCGCCGCCAGCGGUCCCGCUUCCGGUCCAGCUCAGUUCAGUGAAUACACAGAAUAAGAGCAGCGCAACGAGCCCCCCGUCUUCCCCAGACGAUAACCUCUCGUCCCGCUCGGCUCGCUCGUCUCUAAGCGGAUCACCUACUUCGCCUACCUCGCCUCUGCCAGACGUCAUGUUCCAAGUUGUGAGU